AUGUCGUCCCGACCAUCUUCAGCUCGUCCUAAAACUUCAGCUGGUUUGCGUUCCACUUCCGCCCGUCUUCACAAGCCAGCAAAUUAUAAAAAUAUCUCUGAGCCACUGGUCACUCAUAUGGUGAUGACUUCAGACCCAGUUGCGUCAGCAGAAGUAAUUCGAUCAGUGAGUCGACCUGGGACCAAACCUUACACAAGACAAUGUACUACAUCACACAGUAAUAGACGAAAUUAUAAUGUAAUGGAUAGUACACAAAGUACCAGACUGUUAUCAACCACCUUGCAAACACCAACACCUAUUUGUAAUGCUAUGCGACCUGUCACGCAACAAGGAUUAACAGGUGUUAGAGCUGUUACCAAGACUGGAGCUGGACGAUUUGUUGUGGAUAAAAAUUAUUAUAUAUCACUUCUUCGAGCUCAGAUGAAUAGUUUAAAGCAAGAAAUACAUCAGCUGCAUAGUGAAUUGAGCAAGGGUGAAUCUGAUCGGCAGAAUUUAUUAAUUUACGAAAAAAAAGCUGAAGAAGAGGCCAAUGAAAUUCGGAUACUUCAAGGACGUCUAAUGGAUUGCAACAAGAUAGUUGACAUGAUGAAUACGAAUUCAGAUUUGCGCGAAAUAAAUGAUGAAUUAAGCAAAUUACAAGGAGAAAAAGUCUUAGCAGAAGAAAGUCUGAAUAAAAUUGUAGAAGACAGACGCAUAAAAGAAGAACGUAUCAAAGAGAUCGAAGACGAAAUCGAACAACAAAAAGUAUACAACAAUAAUGUGCUUAAUUCUGUGAUGUAUGAGUUGAAGCAAAUGGAACUAGACAAAUUGAGCAAGAAAAAAGAUGAACUUGAUCUUGACCUUGCUAAGUCACCACUAAAACAGCAAGCUAUGAUUCUUCAUGAACGUUUGGCAGAAUUGGAAGCAAAAAAGAUAUCAAUAAGUAAUGAAAUAAGUUCCAUAGAUACUCCUCAAGAACAACGUGAACGUUUAUUGCAAGUUGUUAUUCGGACAACCGAGGAAAUCAGCGUAAUAGAUAAACAAUUGAACAAAGUAAAGGAGCAAACUGAGCAAGCUCGAGAAGAAUUACGAGAAUUUGAUAAGGAAAUGGAAAAUGCAGCAGGUGAGAAAAAUGAAAAAUACCAUGACUUGAAACUAAAAGAAAUGCAAAUCGAUGAAUUUCUGAAUUCAUACGCCACUUUGAGAGCAGCAGAAGAAACACGGAUUGAUGAAGCAUCACGUGAUGUGCUUCGCAUUUUAGAACUACUAUCAAUCAAUAUCACGAGCUUAUCUUCAAUUAACGAAUCAAUAAAUCUGAAGUUCAAGCUAUUAAAAUUUGGUGAAAAUGCUUCAACAACAGAAAUGAAAGAAUUAUGUGUUCGCUUACAGUAUGAAUUGAUCAAAGUAAAUGAGACAGAAAAAGAUUUGGAAGUAAACAAUAAAGAAAUUAGUGAAGAAAUGAAUGGAAUGAUUGAAAAGAUGAACAAAUUUGAAAAUUUUGAUGCUUUGAAACUCAAAAAAGAACAAAAGCAUAUGGAACUGCAAGAUCGUCGCAACAGACUGAUCGAACAACUACCUAAAAUCCAAAGUUCAUUCAGAAAUGUAAUGAAAGAAUUAGAUCGCACGAAAUCGCAGUUAGAAAAUAACUUGCAGUACAUCGAAGCAAGCAAAUAUUUUGCAAAUUUAGCCUUAAACAAACGAAGAAAAUAG
Thelazia callipaeda (thelaziosis nematode) is the source of this 1689-nucleotide messenger RNA. The record is from the annotation of a GenBank genome assembly. NCBI's taxonomy places the organism in Eukaryota, Metazoa, Nematoda, Chromadorea, Rhabditida, Thelaziidae.